AUGACUUCGCCAAAGAUUCAAAAGGAUAUAAAAGCCAUAAUUGAUGACUUGGAUGAAGAUUAUAAUGGAACAUUAGUUGAUGAGUCCAAGGAGAUCUCGCACCAUGAACAAAUGGCCCUUGCUUUGCGGUAUGUUGACAAAAAAGACCAAGUGAAUGAACCAUUUAUUGGUCUUUUUAGUGUUGGUGAUACAUUGGCAAAGUCAUUGAAGGAAGCUAUCCAUUCUUUGCUUUCGUUUCACAAUUUAAGUUCCAACCCUAGUGAUAGAUUGCAUGCAAAAGCUUAUUUGAUUGAAAUUAAUGGUUUUGAAUUUGCUUUCUUGCUUCACUUGAUGUUAAGAGUGUUGGUAAUAUCGAACGAGCUGAGCAAAGCUUUACAAAGGAAAGAGCAAGAUAUUGUUAAUGCCAUGGUAUUUCUUGGCCUUACAAGGGAAAGGCUUCAAAAAUUGAGAGAGGAAGGAUGGAAAGAAUUCAUGGAUGAAGUCUCUUCAUUUUGUGCUAAACAUGAUAUUUUGGUGCCCAAGAUGGAAGAAUUCUAUAUUCCUGGAAAAUAA
Molecule: messenger RNA, 552 nt
Organism: Lycium ferocissimum
Lineage: Eukaryota; Viridiplantae; Streptophyta; Magnoliopsida; Solanales; Solanaceae
Exons: 2
Coding region: 1-552 (183 amino acids)
Source: RefSeq, a predicted model, not a curated record